Messenger RNA from Acomys russatus (golden spiny mouse), 1385 nucleotides. RefSeq names its product parkin coregulated like (gene Pacrgl). Lineage: Eukaryota; Metazoa; Chordata; Mammalia; Rodentia; Muridae. The record is from RefSeq and is a predicted model, not a curated record. The coding region runs from base 83 to 829 and encodes 248 amino acids. The transcript has 8 exons.
GUAUUAUUUUUGGUCUUACGUUCAUGGCAGAUGAACAGAUUCUGAAAUUGUUUCAUUUAACUCCAGUAGCGAAAGGGAAGCCAUGCAGAAAUCAGAGUACCCUGGAGCUGUGCAGAUGAGACACAGAGCAACAGGCAAUUAUGAUCAAAGGACGUCCUCAGGCUCACAGAUAAAACACAGGACUACAGUUCAGCGGAGCAAAUCCUCCUCAUUAGCCAGUUCUCCAGAGGCUACAAGAAGGGCUCAUCCUCGGCCAAGUGAUAAACUCAACCCUAAAACAAUUAACCCUUUCGGUGAACAGUCACGAGCACCUUCUGCGUUUGCAGCUAUUUACUCUAAAGGAGGCAUUCCUUGCAGACUGGUACAUGGCUCAGUAAAACACAGACUACAGUGGGACUGCCCGCCUGAAAUUCUUCCAUUUGAUCCGCUUCUAAUUACGUUAGCUGAGGGUCUGAGGGAGACCAAGCAUCCUUAUACCUUUGUGUCAAAGGAGGGCUUUAGGGAAUUGUUGCUUGUCAAGGGUGCUCCUGAGAAAGCUGUGCCUUUGCUACCUAGACUGGUCCCAGUGCUGAAGGCAGCUCUGGUUCAUUCUGAUGACGAAGUGUUUGACAGAGGACUGAGCGCGCUUGUGCAGCUGAGUGUGGCUGUUGGCCCAUCCCUGAAUGGCCAUCUGAAACUUCUGCUUACAAGUCUUUCCAAGAGGCUAAUGGACAAAAAAUUCAAAGAGCCCAUCACCAGCGCCUUGCAAAAGCUGGAGCAGCACGGUGGGAGUGGAAGUCUUACCAUCAUCAAAUCCAAAAUCCCAACGUACUGCUCUAUAUGCUGUUGAGUAAGGGAGCCAACAAAAGCCACGCUGCUUCCUCAGGCACUGACCUUGGCUGCCUAACCUUUCCUCACUUCUGGUCACUCUGAUUCACAGCACCACUCAUUCAUUAACUGUGCUACGGGGACCAUGUCAAGUCCAGAGGAAUCAUCUACAAGCUGUUUGUGAACACAGAGCACAGGUGCUAAUGGAAGGCAAUUAAAGUAACGUGUGUAAAAGUUGAGUUCUGUUGGGGUUUCUCAUGGUUGUCACCAGUGGGAGGUUACGGAUCAUACCUAUAUGUGUAUUUUCUAAUAUAUUUUUACUUACAGCUUGUCUGAAGAUCAUUUUGAGCCUGUGCUCUUGUUUCAUAGGUUGGUUCUGGCCAUUUCUUGGUUUUUAAAUUUAUCAAGACUGAAAAAAUAUAAGAUAGCAAGUAAGCAUUUGUGUCACCACUAUUAGUGGGGAUGUAUAAAUGUGUAUUUUGUAAUAUAGAGUGCUUGGGAACAUUAUUUCUUUCCUAAAGAUUCUGGCUUAAAAAACUUGUUUUAAAAUGUGAAAAUUCUAUUAUAAGUAUGUUGUU